UUCAGAGUUUAGUACCGUACGAAACCUUGACGCGGCAAGUUGUGUGUAGUUUGCUUGUUGUGUCUCUCGAAGUGAUAGGAGGCAAUACGGUCUCUCAUCACAUUUUCCUCAUCAGGAAAUGGAUUUCUAGUGGAAAUGGCAGGUAGUGAACGUUCUGUGACCAUAUUUUCCGAUCUAGUCGAACGAAAAAGUGAUUUUAGAAGCGUUGAACACCGGUGUGUCGAAAAGUGAUAUUAGAAUAAAAAUUACAAGCUUUAUUUUUAGAUUUGUGUGGCUGUGUGAGGGUUAGAUUUAUUUCUUGUUUUCCUUGAUCUGUGUGUGAAGGGGAAUUGAUAUAUUUUACAUAAAUAUCUUGAAAUUGUGUGUAGGGGGGACGAACAAUGGAAGCAGCAACUGAGGAGCCUCGAUCAACUUCAAGAUCAUGUGUUAGUGCCAAUGUUGGUGUAACUUCCAACACUGUUGUACGGUCUCAAAGUACCCGUUCCAAACUGUCAUCUGUGACUUUGGACAUCAUCAAUAGUAUUUCCCCGGGAUCUUCGAAAGCCCUGACCAGUGCCUUCCUGGAGGUGAUCCGUAAGGCGUCUGAGACGGCUACCCCGGCUCCCGAAAAUGUUCCUGCAACCGAUUCGCUAGCCUGCCAGCUGUGCGGCUGUGCCUUCUAUCGGCCCGUCACACUUCCCUGUGGACACACGUUCUGCAAAAGUUGUCUGCACAAGGAUGCAGUCAAGUGCUGUCCGAAUUGUGGACAAAAGUUGCCGGCGCGCCUCGAGACGAACGUUCUGAUCAAGACGCUGCUGGAGAAGUGGUGUCCCGCGCAAAUCAACGCCGCUCGCCUCCUAGAGGAGGGCAACCGCCUCCUCAAGGAUCACGCCGAAGAGGCACUCGUCAAGUUCAAGGAUGCCUUAGCUGCUGCUCCCAACAACCAUGCUGUCCUAUGCAGUCGAUCUCAAGCUUUUUAUCAGCUCAACAUGCUGCAAGAGUCAUUAGCUGAUGCUGACCAAGUGACAAGAAUAAAACCACAAUGGAGUAAAGGUUACUAUAGGAGAGGAAUGGCACUAUCGGCGCUAGGUCACAAUGAAGAGGCACUCAUAUCGUUUGGAAUUUGUAUAGCACUAGACAACAAUGUAUAUGCUGUGAAACCAGAUGUUACUAGGUUACUUCAAAGGCUGUUCCAGAAUAAUUCUAUGCUAAUAUACCACAUUCGUAUUCCCACUCUUUUUUAUGUUGGAGUGCUUGAACCCUGCAGAAAUCAAGCUUCUUCUUUCAUGCGUCAGCGCAUCAUCGGCAUGUCUUUAUUUGCUGGGCUUGGUACACGAAGGAACUGGAUAGGCUACACGCAUUACACAAUUAAACCCACGGAGUGUGGCGUGAAGACGACUUCGUCGAGCUUUGUGGUGAACUCGAACAGCGUGGAGCCGGCGGACUUCGACUGCAUCCUGUGCUGUCGCACUCUGUGGCGACCCAUCACCACUCCCUGUGGCCACACUUAUUGCUCUAUGUGCCUCGAACGCUGCCUCGACUACAGGUCCACCUGUCCGCUCUGCAUGACGUCACUGGCUGAUUACCUGUCAGUGCACGGCAAACAGGUUACCGACUGGGUGGAGCGAGCCCUGGUACUGACCGUGCCGAGUGCAUACGCCGCCCGCAUGCUGUUGCACCGGGAAGAGGUGCUGGCCCCUCCCGCAGCCGACACGCCAGUGUUCGUCUGCACGACCGCCUUCCCGUCCGUGUCCUGUCCGCUGUUCGUGUUCGAGCCGCGCUACCGCCUCAUGGUUCGUCGCUGUGUCGAGGCCGGGACGAGGCAGUUCGCCAUGGCCGCCGCCUGUAUUGUCAAUCAGCAUGGCGCCAAGAGAUACGCUGACUUCGGCACAAUGCUGGAGAUCAAGGACUGGGUACUCCUGGCCGACGGUUGCAGUAUUCUGUCGACGGUCGGAAUGCGUCGGUUCCAGGUGAUGUCACGGGGCGAGAAAGACGGCUACGACACGGCCCGUGUUCAGUACAUCACUGACACGCCUAUUCCCGCACACAGAUACAACGAUGUUUGCGAACUGCACGACUUCGUCUACCGCAAAGGUCGCAGAUGGUUCAACGAGCUGACGUCAUCUCUGCAGACGGACACUUCCACAACUUUUCUAUUAACGAUUUUUGUUACACGCUUGUAUUUUAUGAAAACACUUAUACUUAUGUUUUUUCUGUUGCAGGUUGGAAUACUGAGAACAACUUGCCUCGAGAAAAGACUCAAGGUGAUUGCCAAAACCCUGGACCAUAUUGUUCAGUGCCAGCAGUACCAGGGAUUGACAAGGCACAAGCCUCUCAAACGAUCUGAAGAGCCAACUGUAGUUGAGACCAACUCAUGACAUAGGAUGAGGCGGAGAGUCCUCACAUACCUAGCUACCUACAUAUAGUAGGCUACACAUGUAAUGUACCUAGUACGUACAUAGUACCUAGCUAGCUACAGAUAGUACAAUCCUCCGUGUAUACUCAGGCUGGCCGCAUGUGAUACAACAAAUACACAUGUUAAUCAGCACACAUAGCAACUUUAUUAAUAUUUAUACAUAUAGUUCCCUCAAUUAUUUAUUGAAUACAAUUCCUAGAUUUAGAAAGUUCUAAUCCAAAGACUUGUAAUAAGUGAACACAUUUGUAUAGUAAAAUUAUUGAAUUCAACUAAAUAGUACAAUAAAUUAAUAUUAUAAACAAUUCUUGAAGACUUGUUAAAGUUCAGUAUAUAAUAAACAACUAGUAGAAUAUAGAUAUAGCAACAAAUUCAUUGAACUUGAACAAUGAUAAGGCAAUAAGAUAACGCACACUAUUUGUUAUUAAUAAACCUGUAGUUUAACUCAAAUUUAAUAAUGAAAUUAUUUAUUUUUCUAUCUUGAUUUUGUUAGAAAUAAUUAUGAGCAUUGCGUAGCAUUGUAAUUAUUAUUGCGUGUUACUGGAGUCUUUGGAUACUGUUGUUUUUUGCUAAUGAUAUAAUGGAUUUUCAACAAAAAUCAUUUAUAAAUUUUACAUUAAAAUUGAUAAAUCAUUUCAUGCAAUUUUGAAACUCGACUUGGCUGAUAUUUAUAAACAGUAGAUGACAAAAACGAUUCUAAAAAAAAUAGUGUACGCUAGUCUCAAUAACAAAAGUCCAGUAGGCCUAUAAAAACUUUUCACUGUUUAUUUUUGAAUUUUAAUUGUAGAAAGUAACCCAAUGAAGACUCCAAUAUAGUAAUAUAGCAUUCAAGAUUAAUGUUUCUCACAUUCUUACAAAUUAUCACCUUGGAAAAUAACGUUUGAUCAUUAUUUGUUAGAAUAGUAUUGUGAUGCUAGCCUAUUAAAAACUACAUUAUCCUAGGAAUUAAUAUGGUAUGUGUUAUUAACAAAUAAAUAAUAAAUUCAGGUGUCCAAGUAUAAUCUGGAAAUUGUCUUUUUUCUUUAGGGCUAGGUACUCUUAAAUAUAAAUAGAAAUUGGAAAUCUAUGUACCCUUUUCAAAUUACCGUGUGAACAAUAUUGUGAUUCAAUUUUAAAAGGGUACUUGGAUUUAUAAUUUUUAUUUAUAUAUUUAAAUCUGGAAAUUAUUUGUGAAUUUAUCUCAAUAUUUGUGUAUUAUUUGAUUGGCAUUAGUUUGUGUGAUUUUUUCAUAAUUUUAUUGAGGUAUUGAAUUUUAUCUACAUUUAUUUAUUUUUAUUCAAAUCCUUAUGAACUACAAUGAGAAUAUUAUACCUUUUUACUUCAAUAUUAGAAUGCAAUAUCUUAAAAUGCUCCAAAGAACAUUCUUUUCCAGAUUCAUUUAGAAAAGAAUUCAACAGCAUUCGUUAGUUUUCUCAAAAUGAGAUUUUUGACAAUUGCAACCUCUAUGUGCUAUGAAUAAUAACGCUUCAGUACCUAUGUUUUUUGAAUGCGUAUAAGAUUGUAUCGAAUAAAUUAUAAAAAUGUUCUGUUACAAAAUGUAUUAGAAAGGCACGGUUACUAAAUUUCCAUAUAUUGGAAUGAGUUGAGUUAAUAAUGUAAUUAUUGUAAUUAAUAAUUCGAAAACCGGUUAAUGCAUUUUUUAAAUAAAAUACUAACAAUUUGUUCGAUUUUGUUUUCUAUCAUUUAAAUAGAAUAAAGCGAGCAUUCAAAUAAUUGUCAAUAAUUUACAUGGAUGAGUCAUUCAAGAUAAAAUGAAAUUAAUGUUUAUAUUCGCUCAUUAACAUGUUAGAAGUGUAUGCAUAGUAGGGUAGUAACCAAUAGAAAUCAAGUAUACGAUACUUGUUUUUAAUAGGUACCUAACUGAACUCUAAAUUUUAUCGAUAAGAAAUUAUUUAUUAAUAGAGAGUAAGGUAAGAUAAUCAAUUGAAUUUUGAUGUGAUAUAUAUUUUUCAGUGACAUUUUCAUAAAAUAUUUUGGAAAUAAACUCAUUUAUACAUGUUA
This is a messenger RNA of Nilaparvata lugens (brown planthopper), 4393 nucleotides long. RefSeq names its product LON peptidase N-terminal domain and RING finger protein 3. Lineage: Eukaryota; Metazoa; Arthropoda; Insecta; Hemiptera; Delphacidae. The transcript is spliced from 11 exons. The record is from RefSeq and is a predicted model, not a curated record. Gene Ontology annotation, molecular function: metal ion binding; protein binding. Bases 381 to 2357 code for a protein of 658 amino acids.